AGAAGAUUUAGAUUUUGCCAGACCCCAGUUUCCGUGUUUACCCUCUUUGGGUAAACAAACAAAUAUACAAGUACUAUAAGUUUUCUUUAUUUUUUGUUUUUGUAUUUUAAAGAUUGCUUCUUGCAUUUGAUCGUGCCACAAAAAAAAUAUUAAUCAUGUGUUUAGCUUGGAAAGGAAGUGAAUUGCUUUAGAGGAAGAAGCAAUUUAUUGCAUGUUUGUGGACCUUUUUGAGAAAAUUCAAGUUAAAGCAAGUGUGCCCUUUUUGGGUAGAAUUCUUGGAAUACUGGUAUAUUUGAUUGAUAUUUGGAGAGUUUGAUAAUUCUAUCGAAGAAAUGGUGUAAAUUUAGCUAGUCUUUGGUGGUGGUGAAAUGUCAGUAGUAGUUUCUCCACCUCCAAGUAUUGCACCAUUUCCUGUUCCACCAAUUGCCUUAAGUCCACCUCCUCAGCUUCCUUCUCCCGUCCCAGAAUCUCAACCUAAUGCGACAGCACCACCUGUUUCUUCUUUUCCUCCAACCUUACCCCCGCAAUCUGAUCCUCCCCCGGCGUCACCACCACUAUCGCCUGCUCCAAGUAACGUGACUUCGCCUCCUCCAUCGGCCCCACAAUCGCCUCCUCCAUUGGCCCCACAAUCGCCUCCUCCACCGGCCCCACAAUCUCCUCCUCCAAGUAACGUAAUAUCGCCUCCUCCAAUGGCUUCCCCACCCACAGCAUCCGCUUCUCCACCCUUACCUUCCUCGCCUCCACCUAGCCCACCUGCUAGUUCACCACCACCUAAAUCUUCUCCUCCACCUGCUAGUUCACCGCCACCUCAAUCUUCUCCUCCCCCUGUUAGUUCUCCUCCACCUCCAUCUAGCCCACCAGUUAGUGCAUCACCACCUCCGAAAGUUGAUCCUCCACCUGUCUCACCUCCCCCACAACCAACUCCUCCAACAAGUUCACCUCCACCGCCUCCAAAAGUUGAUCCUCCUCCUACCGCACCUCCACCACAACCAACCAAUCCUCCAAGUUCACCUUCACCGCCUCCAAAAGUUGAUCCUCCACCUGUAUCACCUCCGCCACCUGCACAGAAUCCGGAUCCUGAACCUCCGAAAGGUUCAUCCCCAGCACCACCCUCACCCGUGAAUUCACCUCCACCCCCCACGUCUGUGCCACCACAAGGUUCACCUCCUACCCCACCCUCUGACCCUCCUAAAAAUUCACCCCCUUCACCACUUCCACCUACAAAUUUACCUCCAUCGCCAUCAUUUCCGCCACCACGAGAUUCACCUCCUACCCCAUCCUCGGAACCUUCUAGAAAUACACCUCCUUCACCACCCGUUCCUUCAGGUGGAACCCCCACCAAUGGAUCGAGUGGUACUGCAGCAGACAGCUCAAACAGCUCGAGUAGUAACGGCAUAGGGACUGGAGGUACAAUUGCCAUUGGCGUCAUUGUUGCUGUUUUAUUGCUUAGUGUUAUUGGAGUAGUUGGUUGGUGCGUAUGGAAGCGGAAGAAAAAGGCUUUUCAUGGCAAUGGCGGAAAUGUCAUGCCAACCUCUAUGGGCUCCACCCCAAAAUCUGAUUCUGUCUUAUUGAGGAUACAGGAAUCAACACUAGCGACUGGUAAUGGAACUGGCAAUAAUUUCCUAAAUUCUCCUGGAGGAUCUGGUGGAUUGGGAAAUUCAAAGAUAUGGUUUACUUAUGAAGAACUAGUUAAGGCUACUAAUGACUUCUCGGCUGAGAAUAUAUUGGGGGCGGGUGGAUUUGGUUCUGUAUACAAAGGACGACUACCAGAUGGGAGGGAUGUAGCAGUAAAGCAACUAGAUAUCGGUGGGAGCCAGGGGGACCGGGAGUUCAGAGCUGAAGUUGAAAUCAUUAGUCGAGUACACCAUCGCCAUUUGGUUUCCCUUGUAGGUUAUUGCAUUUCUGAGAAUAGAAGGCUCCUUGUUUAUGAAUAUGUCCCAAAUAACACCCUUUACUUCCAUCUUCAUGCGGAAGGAAGGCCUGUUUUGGAUUGGGCAACACGUGUAAAGAUUGCUGUUGGUGCAGCUCGUGGAAUAGCUUAUCUGCAUGAAGAUUGCCAUCCUCGCAUUAUCCACAGAGACAUUAAGUCAUCAAACAUUCUUUUGGAUAUUAACUUCGAUGCUCGGGUUUCUGACUUCGGAUUAGCUAAAUUAGCUCAGGAUGCAAAAACUCAUGUUACAACACGUGUUGUGGGAACAUUUGGAUACAUGGCUCCUGAAUAUGCAUCAAGUGGCAAGCUGACCGAAAAAUCCGAUGUGUAUUCUUUUGGGGUUGUGCUUCUGGAGCUAAUUACUGGACGGAAGCCCGUUGAUACAUCUCAGCCUAUAGGGGAUGAGAGUCUAGUUGAGUGGGCUCGGCCUUUGCUUACGCAUGCACUUGAGAAAUUGGAAUUCGAUCAGUUGUCAGAUCCACGCCUUGAGAGGAAUUAUGUUAUCCCUGAGAUGUUUCAACUGAUCGAGGCAGCUGCAGCUUGUGUGCGCCACUCAGCUGCAAAGAGACCAGGCAUGGGACAGAUUAUGAGAGCUUUUGAUAACAUGUCUACGUCUGAUCUGACGAACGGGAUGAAAGUUGGUGAAAGUAGAAUCUAUAACUCUGCAGAACAAUCUGCAGAAAUAAGAUUGUUUCGAAGGAUGGCAUUUGGUAGUCCAGAUUUUAGUUCUGAUUUUUUUAGUCAAGGUACACAGCAUAGUGGAGAGUCGGCUGAAGAUAGGGUAUAGUACACAGCUAAACGCCUUGCUAAAGCAAGUGUAUAUGUAUCUGUUCAUAGAUCAAAGGCUCCUACGUUGAGAGGUACAUGUUUGCCUCUCCGAGGUGAUUUUGGUUAGGUUUUGUAGCAAUUUUUCCUGUAAGUAACGAAAAUUUUUUGUCAUCUCCAAUAUUUUUGUUCUUUCAAAGGUCUAUUCAAUGUCUUUGUUCUUCUCAAAUGGUGGAAAUGAAACAGCCUCUCUGCGUA
This is a messenger RNA of Lycium ferocissimum, 2953 nucleotides long. Its product is annotated as proline-rich receptor-like protein kinase PERK9. Lineage: Eukaryota; Viridiplantae; Streptophyta; Magnoliopsida; Solanales; Solanaceae. Gene Ontology annotation, molecular function: protein kinase activity; ATP binding. Gene Ontology annotation, biological process: protein phosphorylation. The transcript has 9 exons. Bases 369 to 2717 code for a protein of 782 amino acids. The record is from RefSeq and is a predicted model, not a curated record.